GUUUCCCCAAGUAUUUGCACCCAACAUGAAAGGCAUGGCGCUGCUCUUCGUAUCCGCGGUGUUCCUCGGGGCUCUUGCCGUUGCUUCCGCUGGUAAUUUCUACCGGGAUUUUCACAUCACCUGGGGCGACCAGCGUGCAAAGAUACUGAACGGAGGCCAAGACCUCACGCUCUCUCUUGAUAGGGCUUCCGGCUCUGGUUUCAAGUCCAAGAAUGAGUACUUGUUCGGGAGGAUCGAUAUGCAGAUCAAACUUGUGGCCGGGAACUCUGCUGGCACUGUUGCUGCAUAUUAUUUAUCUUCCCAAGGGCCGACCCACGAUGAGAUCGACUUUGAGUUCCUUGGUAACCUGUCUGGGAACCCGUACACGCUCCACACCAACGUGUUCACCCAGGGCAAAGGGAAUCGAGAGCAGCAGUUCCAUCUCUGGUUCGACCCCGCUAAGGCCUACCACACGUAUUCCAUCGUCUGGAACACUCAGCGAAUCAUUUUCUUGGUGGACAACAUUCCCAUAAGAGUAUUCAACAACUUGGAAUCGAUCGGAAUCCCCUUCCCCAAGAACCAGCCCAUGAGGAUAUACUCGAGCCUAUGGAAUGCCGACGACUGGGCCACCAUGGGCGGGCGUGUUAAGACUGACUGGUCGAAUGCUCCCUUCACAGCGUCCUUCAGGAACUUCAAUGCCAACACUUGUGUGCGGGCACCCGGCUCAUCAUCCUGCACCAGGACGGACCCCAAUCAGGACAGCACCUGGCAGGACCAAGCCCUGGAUGCAUCAGGGAGGAACCGGCUCCGGUGGGUCCAACAGAAGUACAUGGUCUACAACUACUGCACUGACGUGAACAGGUUCCCUCAGGGUCUCCCUCCUGAGUGCAAGCGGUCAAGGUUCCUCUAGACAGCAUAUACCACUUUCAAUACCACAUCAAACAAUCAAUUCUUUAAAUUCAUUUUGUAUCGUGUUUGACAAUAAGAUUCAUUACUCUUUCUGUACUUGCAACUAAUAAAAUGAAUAUCACACGUUCAGAGAGAAAAA
Messenger RNA from Punica granatum (pomegranate), 1027 nucleotides. NCBI's taxonomy places the organism in Eukaryota, Viridiplantae, Streptophyta, Magnoliopsida, Myrtales, Lythraceae. The record is from RefSeq and is a predicted model, not a curated record.